GCAGUGGACCCGACCGUUCCGCUCGUCCGCCCACCCCUCCGCGCUAGGCGUCAUGGUUCGGGCCUAAUAUAAAAGGCUCCAAGGCCCAGGGCACACUUCGCCCUACGAAAGCGAGUCUGUGCGUCUGCGAGUCUGUGCGUCCCGCCCUUUCCCACGCAGUCAUGACCUCCGGCUACGCGCACAUCGGAAAGCCCGCCCCGGAAUUCCAGGCCACCGCCGUGGUGGAUGGCGCCUUCAAGGAGGUGAAGCUUUCAGACUACAAAGGAAAAUACUUGGUCCUCUUUUUCUACCCGCUGGACUUUACCUUUGUGUGCCCCACGGAGAUCAUCGCUUUCAGUGAACGUGCCGAGGAGUUCCACAAGCUGGACUGCGAUGUGCUGGGCGUCUCUGUGGACUCUCAGUUCACCCACCUGGCUUGGAUCAACACCCCCCGGAAGGAGGGAGGCUUGGGCCCCCUGAACAUCCCCCUGCUGGCUGAUGUAACCAGAAGCUUGUCCCGUGAUUAUGGCGUGCUGAAGGAAGAUGAGGGCAUCGCCUACAGGGGCCUCUUUAUCAUCGAUGGCAAGGGUGUCCUUCGCCAGAUCACCAUCAAUGAUUUGCCUGUGGGGCGCUCUGUGGAUGAGGCUCUGCGGCUGGUCCAGGCCUUCCAGUACACAGAUGAGCACGGGGAAGUCUGUCCCGCUGGCUGGAUGCCAGGCAGUGACACAAUCAAGCCCAACGUGGACGACAGCAAGGAAUAUUUCUCCAAACACAACUAGGCUGGCAGAGGGGUGGCAAGCUUGGGCUCUUGGCCCCCAUCUGUGCCCCCACCUGGGUGCCCCAUACUGACCCAGGAAAGGCCCCUUCAGACUCUACAGUCCAUGACCCCAGAGGGCUAGGCCAAGGCUUUCUCAAGCUACCAGCUGAGAGCUGGUGAACGGUGACCCCCUCCUUGGAGCCCACAUAGCUGAGAACAGGCCUAGAGGCGACUAAUAAAGUAUUAGGGACAGAUGUAA
This is a messenger RNA of Globicephala melas (long-finned pilot whale), 995 nucleotides long. RefSeq names its product peroxiredoxin 2 (gene PRDX2). Lineage: Eukaryota; Metazoa; Chordata; Mammalia; Artiodactyla; Delphinidae. The record is from RefSeq and is a predicted model, not a curated record. Gene Ontology annotation, cellular component: cytosol. Gene Ontology annotation, molecular function: thioredoxin peroxidase activity. Gene Ontology annotation, biological process: removal of superoxide radicals; hydrogen peroxide catabolic process; response to oxidative stress.